AACUUGAUGCUUUGAAGUUUGAAUCCCACCUUCAGCUACAGCGCGCAGUCUCUGGCUUGUCCACGCACACUCCCAACAUGGAGGAACUCGGGGGAUACCCCACCAAAUCCUCAGCCUCCAGAGCCAAACUCUUAAAAGUCUUACUCAGUGUAGCCUUGUGCAUGGGCUCACUGUAUCUCAUACAAAUCAAAGUGUCAAAGUCACGUAAACCUAAAGAUUUCUACUCGUACGAAGUAAAGGACGCGCGAGGAAAGACCGUGUCUCUGGGAAAGUAUCGAGGAAAAGCGUCUCUGGUUGUAAACGUGGCGAGUGGCAGCGAGUUAACGGAGCUGAAUUAUCGCUCUCUGCAAGAGCUUCACCGAGAGCUCGGGACGUCCCAUUUCAACGUGCUCGCCUUUCCCUGCUCGCAAUACGGCGACACCGAGUCCGGUACCAGUCGAGAGAUCGAAGCUUUUGCCAGAUCCAACUACGGUGUAACCUUUCCCAUCUUCAGUAAAAUCAAAAUAAUGGGCUCGGAGGCGGAGCCUGCCUUCAAAUUCAUUACAGAUUCAAUACAAAGAAUACCCAAAUGGAACUUCUGGAAGUUUCUUGUGAAUUCUGAGGGCCAGGUGGUAAACUUCUGGAAGCCUGAGGAGCCCAUAGAGGAGAUUCGUAAGGAAGUCACGACGCUUGUGCGGAAUAUCAUAUUGAAGAAAAGACAGGAACUAUAAUGGACAAAAACCUCCACAAAAACUCAAAGAAUAAUUUCUUCAGUGGGCACGUUUAAGUGCGUAUGGAUGCUCUGUGGCAAAAUCCGGAGCCCUUUGCCUUGAGAAUAUUAGGCGGUUUCCCGGACAGUGUAUAGAUUAAUCCAGAGUCAGGAAUAGGCCUUAGUUAUAUUAGGACAUUUAAGUAGUUUUUACAAACAUAACAUACCUUACAGAAAUCAUUACUGGUGUGCAUCUUGAGACAAAAAUGGCACUUGGCAAGAUAUAAGUCAGUGCAAGCUGUUUUUAAAUUAAGGCUGCUCAAACAUGCAUUUUAGUCUGGGACUAGGAUAAUCCCUGUCUGGGAAACCGCCCCAAAGGUCAUGUGAAUAAAAGUGAAUAAGACCUGUCUUUUGCUGCUUGUGUGUAGGCAUGUGUGUAAAUGUUAAUGAUUUGGAUUAUUGCGAUUGAAGUGUGGUUUUAAAAAACA
Messenger RNA from Misgurnus anguillicaudatus (oriental weatherfish), 1176 nucleotides. It is a transcript of the gene gpx8, whose product is annotated as glutathione peroxidase 8 (putative). Gene Ontology annotation, biological process: response to oxidative stress. The record is from RefSeq and is a predicted model, not a curated record. Lineage: Eukaryota; Metazoa; Chordata; Actinopteri; Cypriniformes; Cobitidae. Gene Ontology annotation, molecular function: glutathione peroxidase activity.